AAAAUAGAAAUUGCUAAAUUACAUUCUAUCCUGAUAACUACAAACCCUAAAUCAAAUAUUAACUUCACGCUUUCGUAGUUCUUUCUGCCGCUUCCCGCUUCCCGCUUCUGAUAAACGGUGACGCUGCCGACGAGCCGGCGACCGGCGAAGCUGCCGACGUAGAGCAUUUUCACAGUCGAUACGGCGACGCAGAGUUCCUCCACCAUCGAGCCGGCGACGCUGCCAUCGGUAUAUCUGAUUUUGGCCAACACUACCAUCGGUGACAACGAGAAUUGGAUUGUCCAACACCGCUAUCAACGACUCGGCAUCCAUUGUGACAGCUGUGUUAGCAAUGGCUACUUUGAUUUCUCAAAAUGCGGUUUCUAAAGACAGAGGUGAGAAGAUGAAAAGAAAGAAUCCUGAUCUUGAUGAACCUUUACCUUUAGAUGUGUUACAAGAAACAAAAAUGUCAGAAAAUUUGAGCAUAGUGAAGCCUAAGAAGAAAAAGAGAGAGGACAAAGAAGCUGAAACUGAGAUGAAGAAACUUGAAAACGUCUUGUUUGGGUCUUUGUAUCCAGUUGAGUUUGGGAAGAACAUUGAAGAAGAAGAAGAUGCUUUGUUCUUUACUGAUCGGUCUGCCAACAGUGCAUUGUCUGUAUACGAAGAGGAUGCAGCAAUCAUUGCCACAAAGGAUUACGCCCCACGGACACCCGUUUGGGUAGACGAAGAGGAAGCAAAAACAAACAUAAACAUUUCAAAAGUCAACCGUUUAAGAAAGAUCCGGAAAGAAGAAGAUGAGAAACUAAUAUCCGGAUCCGAGUAUGUAUCAAGAUUGCGGGCCCAUCACAUGAAGCUCAACCCGAGCACAGACUGGGCCCGGCCCAAUUCACAUGUUUACAACUCCGAUGACAACGAUGGAGAUUUUGAUGGUAUUCUUCAAACCACUGAAGAUCUUGUUGUUUCGGGCAUGGGCAGCUCAAAACUGCUGCCCGGGUUACUUGAGUAUUCAAGAUUAGUUGAUGCAAACGCACAGGACCCAUCCAGCGGUCCGAUUAAUUCGGUUCAGUUCCAUAGAAACGGUCAGUUACUCCUAACCGGUGGACUCGACAAAAAGCUGCGGUUUUUUCAGAUCGAUGGAAAACGAAACACAAAAAUUCAAUCCAUUUUUGUUGAUGAUUGUCCAAUCAGAAAGGCGUCUUUCACGCCAGAUGGUUCCCAGGUUAUUCUCUCCGGAAGGCGAAAGUUUUUUUACAGCUUUGACUUGGUCAAAGCGAAGAUGGAUAAAAUCGGGCCGUUAGUGGGGCGUGAGGAGAAAAGCCUAGAAGCUUUUGAAAUCUCCCCGGAUUCGAAAACAAUUGCGUUUAUUGGCAACGAAGGGUAUAUUCUACUGGUGUCAUCCAAAACAAAAGAAUUAAUAGGAACUCUAAAAAUGAACGGAACUGCCCGGGCUUUAACUUUCGGGAAUCACGGGCAGGAGUUGGUAGCCACGGGCGGGGACGGGCAGAUCUACCAUUUUGAUAUGAGAAGCAUGAGUUGUUUCCAUAAAGGUGUUGAUGAAGGGUGCUUAACAGGUACAGCUCUUGGAAUGUCACCAAAAGGGAACAUAUUUGCAGCGGGGUCCGAUAGUGGGAUUGUGAAUAUUUACAAUAAGGAGGAGUUUUUGGGGGGAAACAGAAAACCAAUGAAAAGGAUCGAGAAUCUGACAACAAAAGUUGAUUUUAUCAAGUUUAAUAGUGAUGCGCAGAUUUUGGCAAUUUGUUCCAGUAUGAAGAAGAACAGUAUGAAGUUGGUGCAUGUACCUUCCUUCACUGUUUUUUCAAACUGGCCACCAGCAAAUAAGGCGUUGCAGUAUCCUCGGUGUUUGGAUUUUAGUCCGAGUGGAGGGAUGAUGGCUUUGGGGAAUGCUGCUGGUCAUGUGUUGCUUUACAAGUUAAACCAUUACCUACAUGCAUAAAGUAGCCAUACACAAGCUAAAUCUGUCUGGUUUUUACCUUACUGAAGCAUUUUUGUUUUUACUUGAUAGGAUUAAGUUACAGCGACAUCUAUCUUCGCUGUGUUUAUUUUUGGCUAAAUGUUGUUUUGGUUACAAUUUGUAUUAUUUUUAUUAUUAUUAUUAUUAUUUAUUUAUGAUGUUA
Molecule: messenger RNA, 2114 nt
Organism: Lactuca sativa (garden lettuce)
Lineage: Eukaryota; Viridiplantae; Streptophyta; Magnoliopsida; Asterales; Asteraceae
Product: U3 small nucleolar RNA-associated protein 18 homolog
Biological process (GO): rRNA processing
Cellular component (GO): Pwp2p-containing subcomplex of 90S preribosome; small-subunit processome
Molecular function (GO): protein binding
Source: RefSeq, a predicted model, not a curated record